GGGGUCGAACUGCGUCAGGGACCAACUUGCUUGGUUGGACCACUCUCCAAGUUGCCAUGGAGGGUGAUGCUCGCUGUGCGCACUGCUCGCCGCGUCGUCGCCCACACGGCGGGCGUCGGUGUUGUCGAGGGGACCAACUCGGUGGCCGAAUGGACGAAGGCCGUGCAAGCGGCGUGCAAGGUCGGCGGCGCGUGGCCGGCGGCGCUACAUUUGAUCGGUCAAGCACUCAAGGACUUGACGAGAGGAGACGAAAGGACCUGACCUGCACAUGGAGGGGCGAACGGGGAGGCGGGGUGGAGACCUGGGAUGAGCGCCGGAGGAAGCAGGGGAUGGUGAAGACGGGCCAGGCAAAGAAUCAGAAGCACAAGGAAGCCAG
Messenger RNA from Durusdinium trenchii, 376 nucleotides. The record is from the annotation of a GenBank genome assembly. NCBI's taxonomy places the organism in Eukaryota, Dinophyceae, Suessiales, Symbiodiniaceae.